GUGAGUGGGCAAGUUUAGUAAAUGAAGUACGUUCUAUUUUGAAAAAAUUAACCGGAAGUCCUUUCUUGUUGUUAGAGUUACACAGAACAACCCAGGCAGACAGCUGCUCCUCAAAAGAAUGUAGGACCAUGGAGGUAUCCCCCGGCACAACACUGGAUAUAUUUACCUGUUUUUUCCUCAGUUGAAGGUAUGAAAACACGUUUGAAACAUCACAACUUCGCAGCAUGGAGCUAUAAUGCAGUUUACACGUGAAGAAGCAACUCGUCCGAGCAGCGGAGUUUUCUUUGGUCAAACUGGAAUUACACUCGCUCCGUAAACAGAGGCUUCUGGGAUUCUCAGUUGUGCCACAGGAGUAAGGACUCAGUCUUUUUGUCAGGAAUAGCUGCUCCCUCUUCCCAGACACCGGUAUCCUUGGCAACCACCCCAGGGCGCCCUCGACUUCGAACUCGCACCCCUUCAGAGCUUGAUUGUUGCCAGUCCAACGGAGCACUUUGCUUUAUCAACCCCCUCUUCAUCAAGGUUCACCAACCAGAUGGUGACGACAGCACCACUUCACGUCCCUCUGGUACAGCAAAGGAAAACCAGAGGGAGGAACCCGUUAGCGACAGCCUAGAAACCAACAACAAGGACCCUCAACAUCAUCCUCAGGUCUCAGAUCAGGCAGGUCAAAGCAACCCUCAGAGUCUUGAUAGGAACCCAAAGCUACAGGACCAUAACAGCCCAACCAGCAGCAGCAUUCAGAAACUAAGUAAGCCACGGUCCCCACCUCCACGUCCACCCCCACCUCAAAUUGUGCCGCAAAUAUCAGCCCCUCCAAUCCGACAACGCAGUAUGCCAGAAAAGAUCGCCUGGAUCAACUUCCCGAAGGGGAAGGGGGAAGAGAGGGGCAGCAGCCUCCUUUCCCGUCUGAGCUCUUCCCUCAGCAUCAGCCCCUCGUCCUCCCCUCCCAAGAGACUCAGCAUCAGCUCCCCCAUUUCCAUCCCCCGGCCCUCCCUGCCCAUGACUCUGCAGUCUCUUUCCUGCUCAUCACGUCAGGCUAAGGCCUCACCGUCGUCUAGCCAUGAGGAGGCCCAAUGCCACUUGGCGCUGGAGGACCAGACCAUUGAGAAGGCCGUCAUCAGGGCCAGACUCUCUCAGCGUAAUGCUAACAGAAACCCCCCCCUGGACUCCAGCAGUCCUCCAGACCCUUCAACAACAAGCAAGCAGGCAGAUGUGCCAGGAGCAGAAGAAGAAGAAGAAGAAGCAGGUGAGGAAUGCAGCGGGGGCGGCCAGCGUCUGAGCGACAUGAGCCUUUCCACCGAUUCCUCAGACUCUCUGGACUUCUCUCAGUCUUCAGUCUUUUUCCUUCCUCCUCUGCAUGAUCCCAGUCCCCCCACCAUGGCUGACUUUGACACCCACCUCCCCCUCUCCAUCCCACCAUCCCACCUGCCUUACUCCAGCAUGGAGGAGGAUGACGAUGAUGAUGACGAAGACGAGGAUGAAGAGGAGCAUGACUAUGGUGUCAGUCUUGAGAGCGACCAGGACCAAGACCAGGACUUGACCAUGGUGCCACCAGGCCACCGCACGAGGCGCCGCCCCAGUGCCAGCGCUUUGGUCCUGCAGAGGGCCCUGCGAGGGCAUCUUCGCAAGAUGAGUGGAGUGUUCAACUCUCUGCUGACGCCCGAGAAGAGGGCCAUCCGCAGGGUGGUGGAACUAUCAAGGGAUAAGAGCUCGUACUUCGGCUGCCUGGUGCAGGACUACCUGAGCUACAUGAGCGAGGGUGCGGGCACCCAGGCUUGGCAGGGCUACGCCUCCGGACUGGAGCUGCUGCAGACUCUUCGUCAGUUCAUCACUCAGAUGAAGAGCUACCUGAGACAGAGCUCCGAGUUGGAGCCACCAAUCGAGAGCCUCAUUCCCGAAGACCAGAUCGACCAAGUCCUGGAGAAGGCCAUGCACAAGUGCCUCCUGAAGACCCUCAAGCCGGUGGUGAGCGUGGCCCUGAAGGAGUUCCAGGUCCGCAGCGGGGAGUGGCUGGAGCUGAAGGAGAACCUGGCCUUAGCCAAGGCCCGGCUGCCACAGGAAAUGGGCGUGGCCGACACGCUGCCCCCGGACCCCGUGGCUAUAGAGAAGAUCAAGCACAAGUUCCACACCAUGAUCAAACUGUACUCCCCCGAGAAGAAGGUCAGCGUGCUGCUGAGGGUCUGCAAACUCAUCUACACCAUCAUGGAGGACAACUCAGGUCGUCUGUAUGGAGCUGAUGACUUCCUGCCUAUGCUGACCUACGUGUUGGCCCAGUGCGACAUGCCCCAGCUGAACAAUGAGAUCCUCUACAUGAUGGAGCUGCUGGACCCCUCUCUGCUUCAUGGAGAAGGUGGCUACUACUUGACCAGCGCAUAUGGAGCCAUGUCCCUGAUUCAAAACUUCCAGGAGGAGCAGGCGGCCAGAGUGCUGAGCUCUGAAACCAGGAACACGCUCCACCAGUGGCACCGCCGGCGCACCACCCAGCGCUUUGCUCCGUCCAUCGAUGACUUCCAGAACUACCUGCGGGUGGCGCUGCAGGAGCUGGACAGCGGCUGCACCGCCAAGACUCUCCAGGUCCGACCGUACGCCUCCGUGGACGAGGUGUGCCGUCUGUGUGCCCAGAAGUUCAAAGUGUCGGACCCCCAGAACUACGGCCUGUUCCUGGUGAUGGAGGGCAGCAGCCAGCAGCUGGCGCCGGACACCCACCCUCAGAAGAUUAAGGCGGAGCUCCACAGCCGCUCGCAGGCCACGCCGUUCCACUUCGUCUUUCGCCGAGUGGCCCCGUCUGCAGCUGCCCUCGAUCUCACACCCAACCUCAACAACCUCACUGGGACUCCUGACCCCCUGGACAACCUGCGUGCCCUCAGCAGAGACCUGUCCCCCCCCUCCCCCGAGCCCACUCUCAUCUCAGGCCUCAGUCCUACUCUGAGCCUCAGCCUGCCCACCACCAAUGGCAACUCUAUUUCUGUAUGAUUGUAACAGGGGGCUAGUGGACAGUUGGCCAUGGUUUUGUCUCCCAGUAUUGACAAUAUGUCCUUUUAUCUCGAACAAACAAAGGGCAAACGAUGCGUCUUUACAAAGCCUUACUUCUGCAUUUGGAUUUGACCUCAAUUUGGGUCUCUCAGACAGACGAGGGUGAAAGAGGAAAAGGACAGGAGGGAAGGAAACGAGAGGAAAGGACGUUUAUACAACUUCAAUGGUUCUCUGUUUGGCCUCAGAGCAACACUUUACUGAACACUGCCCUCAAGGUCUUAACCAUUAAGAUAAGAUGUUUAAGAUAAGUGUGUUAAAGACGACAUGAACACUUACAUGUGUUCACAGCAGCUCUUCAUAUUCAGGGUCAGCUGUUCUUGUUGUUACCUGUAAGGUCUAUAGAGGGAAAUCAGAUCCCCAAUACAUGAGGGGACUAUUCUUUGAUCAAUCAUUUUCAAUAUGCAGCAGAUUGUUUGUUUAGUAAAUAGGUUUUAAUAUGAUUUAUUUGUAACAGUUGCUGGUCAACUGUGUUAUGUUGUGUGUGUUUUGAAACUGUACAUUCUUUAGAUCGUUGAAAUGUUUAGAUGGGUUGGGCGACACCCAGUGGUGACUGGUGCACAUUGGAAGAGUUGUAUUCAAAGCACCAUUUAUGGCCUCAGACGUGAAAAAAUAAGCAUCAACAUGAAUGUAGAACUGAACUGUAUAACCUUUAGCCCCAACUCACCAAGGCUGCCGUUAUUAGAAAAGGAAUCUGCUCCUAGGUCUUUUCUUAUCCACUUUUCCUCAACCUCAGCAAAACACGUUAUAGGGUAAAGCAAAGAUGAGAAGGAGAACUCAUCAGGACAAUUGUUUAACAAACGACCACCUCAUGCUGUAAUGAAGAGGUUUUCCUCCCAAACAAGCACAGACGUGAUGGUCGGCUCUAGUUCAAAUGCAACUUUUUUACCAUGAUUCAUGCCACAUGAGGCAACUCAAUAGUUGUUGUUUUUUGCGUUUUUGGGCCUUUAAGGAAAAACAUUUGUUAUUUAAAAAUAGAUUAUAAAGUGGUUUAAAAGGGCACUACCUUUCUGAAAUUGAUGCUUACAAAAACAGAGUAUGAGUAAAUAUGUUGUUAACCCUUAGAUGCAUAAGUGGGUAUUUUUUGACCCGGUGAGGUGGUUUUCUUGAAGUAUCUUUGUAAUUACAUUUUUUUAUCAUUUCAUAUUCCAGCUAUUCCUCAAAAAACAUGUUUUGGAUAUCAUGCCAUUCAAAUUUUGAAUUUUAAUUGUAUACAUUUUAAGAGAUUGUAGUUUUUGUAUUACGACCCCAAGCUUCCAUAAGUGGGUCAAAAAUUACCCGCAUGCAUUUUUAUGGAAUUUCGUUUUUUUUUCAAAAUGUAAAACAAAAAUUAGAAAUAGUGAAAAAUUAAAUAUAAAAUAUUUCUAGUGUGAACCAAAAUAUAAUACUAAAUAUUAUACAAGCGAUUUUUCUUAACCAAAAUGGCAUCAAAACACAUAUUAUUCUAAUACGGCUCCUUUUUGACCCACUUAUGGAAGAGUGAAGGGUCCAGUCACUCGUGCAUCUAAGGGUUAAAUAUAUAUUUUUUUUAAAUAUUUUGUAAUUGUAAUUUUUUUGCUCGUGUUGAUACAUGUAAUAUAGUUAAGUGAAAAUAAGACAAAAUACAAUAUAUUAAAGUUUAAGUAGAGAGCUGUGCAGAUUUUAAAAAAGGACAGAAAUGUGCAAAAUACUCAGAGGCAAUGCCAACCAUACCCACAAUGCAAUGCUCCAUAAAUUAUAAAAAACUAGUGUAUAAAGACUUCUGUUCUUUGUUUUCUGGAAAUAUCAGAGCCAAACUGUGCCUUUAUCAAAUCUAUGUUUUAGCGACAUGCAGCAUGUGCAUCAAGUUGCAGGUCAACCCCAUCGAUGAAAGAUAUCAUAUUUGACAUUUGUACAUAAAAAUCUUAGGAAUUAACAUUUUAAAAUAUUGUUCUUGCUUGUAGUUUGUGUUAAAGUGUAAUGUUAGAAACAGACAGGUCUUCCAGUGUUUAACAUUCAUGUAUAUAUGUAGUGAUUAUCCUGGGGAUAUUAAGAUGAUUUAUCAUACCUGAUAUAUUGCUUACUUGUUAAAGGGCAUUGUGUUCAAUUGACAAAAUGUGAGCAAGGAACAACUGCGGCUGCCACAUUACAUUUUUAACAAGUCUCUGAACUACUGACAAAUGUUAAAGGUUUAUAUCGGGGAAAUAAUGGUCAGUAUGGCUCUCGUAGAUAUUUGGAAAGAGGUGAAUAUUACUGGGCUAGUCCCACUCUGUACUCAAGUCUACAUAAGUAUUGAGCUUAGUGCUGUAGAUAAAAAGAAAUACUUGAAAUGUUUUUAUGAAUUGAAAGGUUCCAAUAGUUACAAAAUCGCAUUGACAUGCUGUUAUUUUCUGAGUGUAAUGAACUGAAACGCUCCAUUCAUUUCUGUUUAACAAUGACAGAGGUAAAUGUCUACAGUGAGGUCAGAAGAGAGGAAUCCCGAAGCGUUGGGCCUUCAUCCUCAGUUUGUAACGCUUCUGUAUAUAUGGCUUCGGGCAAGUGUUCAACAUACUGCCAUGUCGUUGGUCAUAAACAGUUUUCUUUGAUAGAGCAAAGGGAGUAUUUAUAAGUCUCUGUGCGGGGAUUUUUCACAGAAGCCUUUUUCCAUGUCUAUGAUAUUCUCUAUGGUGUCAAACUGUCAUUUGCAUCAAGGUGACAUCUUUCUGUUUAUUAUUUGUCAUUGAAUGAUAUCGUAAACAUUCUUUUGCACUUAAUAAAUGUUUAAAAUUGA
Gymnodraco acuticeps is the source of this 5758-nucleotide messenger RNA. RefSeq names its product Ras and Rab interactor 2 (gene rin2). NCBI's taxonomy places the organism in Eukaryota, Metazoa, Chordata, Actinopteri, Perciformes, Bathydraconidae. The record is from RefSeq and is a predicted model, not a curated record. Gene Ontology annotation, biological process: signal transduction; vesicle-mediated transport. Gene Ontology annotation, cellular component: endocytic vesicle; cytosol. Gene Ontology annotation, molecular function: guanyl-nucleotide exchange factor activity; small GTPase binding.